AUGCCAUUCUGGGUUGGUGAGAAUGGACAUGGAUAUCAGUUGUUGAGUCACAAAGUUUCUCAACUAAAUCUUCUUGCUACCAUAUCAGAAUGCGCUGAGAUGUAUCAGAGAUCAUGUGAAGGUGAUGAGAAAGUGAAAGCCCCUGGAAUAUGGCAUCUGUCACCUAUAUCCCAUGCCCUCUUCACCGGCCCGUCGCCCGCUUUAUGA
Messenger RNA from Paraglomus brasilianum, 207 nucleotides. The record is from the annotation of a GenBank genome assembly. NCBI's taxonomy places the organism in Eukaryota, Fungi, Glomeromycota, Glomeromycetes, Paraglomerales, Paraglomeraceae.